Dichomitus squalens LYAD-421 SS1 is the source of this 525-nucleotide messenger RNA. RefSeq lists its product as uncharacterized. Bases 1 to 525 code for a protein of 174 amino acids. Lineage: Eukaryota; Fungi; Basidiomycota; Agaricomycetes; Polyporales; Polyporaceae. The transcript has 5 exons. The record is from RefSeq and is a predicted model, not a curated record.
AUGUUCAGCCGCAACCACACAGCGGUGCAAGCGCAGCCGACACAGCUCUUCUUUGAGCUGCAAGUGGAGGUGGAGCUCGUAGCUGAACCCGUCGAGAAGGUCGGCAGAGUUGUGAUCAACCGGCUUGUCAUCUGGGCAUGGCGAACUUCCGGGAACAGGAAGGGGCUUACGCUUGAUGCGGCACAGUCCCCAGUCGUUAUCCUAUGUCUUGGGGCGGAUGUUGAGUUGACAUUCUUUUGUCCGCGGGAGCCGGAUGCUCGGCGCACUGCCCACAGGCACAAGGCCAAGUCCUCCAAGAAGGUAGUCGGUACGGGAUACGAGAUCGAUGGGGACUAUCAAGAUGAGAAACAUGCGACGCGUUCGGUCGCAAAGAAGCGGGCAACUGGGCGGAGAGGGCAACAUGCUGAGGAGGCCCUAACGACCACCCUCGUGCAUGGCGAUUUGCUCGUCAUGGAAGGUGUUGUAUUCGAGUACACUUUGAAGAAAACUGGAAUGAGCAUAUUGUUGAUCGGAUCGCAACUUUAA